UAGGGGCUUCCCUCCGGAACCAAUGCUUGUCAGAAAACGUCCUUUGCAGGUAGGUUCAGACUAAAACAAGCAGACACAUGGUCCUCAUGUCACCUCUUGUUUUGGUUCACGAUUGUUGCGAAUAGUGCUUCAGGCUCUAUUCGCAGGGCCGAAACCACGUGACCAAAACAGCUGACAGCUGUAUUGUCACGGAGUGGUUCCGAAAUCUGCCACCACGCGAAACCAGAGCGCGCUGCGGUUUUCUCUCAACGCCUAUCCCCUUCCUCCCCCCUGCCACCCCACCACGUCUUGAAAAGUUUGUUGCUGUUUGGUUGUGUUCUAUUCUCUUUGUUGUUGUCUGCGCUAUUCUCCGUGACUUGACAUGAAAUUGCACCGAGAAAUUGUCGUCCCUCUGUUUGGCGGUAAAGGUCUGGCGAGCUGAACGGCCGCACGAAUGAUAUCUUACCUGUUUGAUUGACUUGCCAACACCUGUCAAGAUGAACAGCAUAGGCAAAAACAGGCCUAGUAUGCGGGUUUGGGUGAAACCCUCUGCUACCUUUCCCCCGUUUGCCCAGCCGAUGGUUGUCAGUUACUUCAGCUUGGACCAGGACCGGCGUUUCGCCCCGGACCUCUCCCAGCUGCGGUACAUGCACUUGCCGCGCCAAGCCGAGUCCCUAGGCUGGGACCUGAACCACGGCAUUGACAACGUCCAACGGUCUGAUCACGCCAAAAGCAACGAAAGAAUCGACAAUUUACUGCGUGGUGUCCUCGCCAGUGGCCUGGCUGUCAGCCCGGAGGUUGCCUCCAUCAUGUGUCUACGCGGCCUUCUGACGAAGAUUAUGACUACACCUUAUGAACAAAAUCAAGGCUGGGAAAUCCUUGUCAGUAAAUUUCGAGGAGUGAUUUUUCUGUGUGCCCAAGAGACCCCAGAGCAGAGACGAGAACGUAUGAGCAGAGAUGAGGCUCAAAAGCGCUUCUGUCAUUGGGGAUUUAAAUUUGAACAGUACAUGAGUACAGAUCAACCAGGUUGUCCACCAGAAGUCGACAUGCCAGUCAAAGAAGGAGAGGAAUUUUGUUGCCUCUUCAGAACUAAACUGAACGACCGGAGGCUUAUUUAUGGGGCAGAAAUGGAUGCAGUAACAAGUGAUGUACCUCUUGAAGAUUGUUUAGAAGACCUUAUGUUAGCUGAAUUUAUUGAAUUAAAAACAAGUAGAAAGUUAGAAUGUGUGCGUCAAGAAAGAAAUUUUAAGAGAUUUAAAUUAUUAAAUUGGUGGGCUCAAAAUUUUUUAGUUAAUGUGGCACAUAUUAUAUGUGGAUUCCGUGAUGACAGAGGUAUUGUUGAUAAUAUUGCCUUCUAUAAAGUGGAAGAAAUUCCUAAAUUAGCUAAGGAUUUGUGGGUUCCUGCUGUGUGCAUGACCUUCUUGGAUCAAUUUUUAAGUUUUGCUACUAAGACUGUCCGUGAAUGUCCUCAGAGCAAUGAUCCUUUCACUGUGUGGAGAUUUCGCUGGGAACCAGGAGUUCACUUUGUUACAGGUGAUAUGAUAGCUGGUCGAUCUCAAUAUUCAUUUUUACCUGACUGGUUUUUAUCUUCAGUGGUGGGAAGAAAUAACCAUCCUUUUGACUGUGCUAUAAGAAUUUACUCAACAAAACAUGGAAAGACCGUCACAAGAGAUGAUCAUCACGUUCACACAGCUAAAGUGUUCGAGCUUGCAAAGACCCUUGCUAAUCAUAGGGCUAAGAGCAAACGACCUCCUAGCCCCAGAUCAAUAUUGCAAGCGUAUCAGAGGUCGAAGGCACCUGCAAACUUGAUAACUGACUCAUCAUCAACCCAGCCUGUUCCCAAUUCAAACAGCUCUGCCUCAAAUAAUUCAACAGCACCUGCUGCAAAACCAGCUGCUCCCCAUCAACCCCCUCCCCAUGAUAAAAAAGAAGCACCUGCAGUUUCUCAUUCAUCUGAGAGUAGAGUCGGAAAUGAAACCAUGCCAUCGCAAUCUAAGAAUGUGAAUGGGCCCGCAAGACCUCGCUCAAGAAGGCACAGAAGGCGGAAUCGCCAAGACCAUUAUUCUCAUCCUCACUCUUCGUCUCAGAGAAGUGCAGUUGAUAAAUAUGAACGACCUUCAUUCCAAUCAACUAAUCAGCACAAGCGUUCUUCUUCACCUAGAUCAAAAAUAGCCAAGCAAGACAGUAGUGUCUCAGAAAUGGUACCAAAACGGGUUGACCUGCCUCCAAUAGCUGUGGAGACUUCUCAAGAUCAUUUUGAUCCUGUUUCAGAAGAACAGAACUCCGUUUCACCAAAUGCUCUGCAGAAUGUGGACCAAGCAGAGGAUGGGGUCUAUGACUCUACCUUUGGUUCUCUGGAUGAGGGAACUUACCUGAUUUCACAAACUUCGGAAGAUCUGUCGUCCUCCAACACAGCUGAUCAGUUUUCUUCUCAGUCAUAUCUGACAACUCCUUCCUCUGAACAAGAUGACUCUUAUUCUCAGCAUACUAUGUUAUCGAAUUCGCUCUCAUCUCCUUCCAUGAUGUCUGACUGUUAUUCAUCUCAUACGUUCUCAGUCUGUGAUGAUUUGACACCAACCACUUACUUAGUACCCACAGACUCAGACUUCCUAGAACAGGAGGAGUACAUGCAGCAUCACGCAACAGACCAUGCAUACCUAUCAUCUCCUAGCGCAGUUGAAUACAUAAGUGAGCCACCUUUUCUACCUGUCAGUGCAACUGAUGGGCCCGAUGGUUAUUUGAAUGAAUCAACAGAAGAUUUACCCCAAUCCACCCUUCUGACCCCAGUUGCUUCCAUCUCUCAGACUUAUCUCAGUUCUAAUGCCCACAUUUCUUCUGAGGUCAUUCAGACAGCUGAAGGUUCGUUGUCAUCUAUCAAUCAUUCAGCCUAUUUGCCCUCCUCCUCCUCUGCCAACCACUUGACUCUUCAAAUGUAGGUCAUUGAGGGGUUUUGGUUUCUUUACCAUGAGUAUAUGGUAUUGGAAAAAGAAAGCAAAGCAAACUAAUUGAACUGAAGGACAUUCAGUUUCUCUUUGAUUGUUUAUGUGACUGUCCUAGAAAUUGUAUUUGGUUUUAAUUCUGAAGCUGGUUGCAAUGGCCUGAAAAAUUUGGUAUACUAGUCACUUAUGUGUUAUACAGUUAUUAAUUUGUUUAUAUGUAUCUUCUUGCAGAAGAAGGGCCACAAAACAAAUGAUUUCCUAUAUUCUAGGAAGUCUUUGUUUCUAUGUACCUGAUUGUCAUUUCUCUUAAGCGGCAGGCGAAAGCAUUUUUUUAAAAGCUAUUGCAGGAAUAUUUCUUGCCAUUUAGAAUCAUGAUUAGUAAAUUAUGUCCAUUAUCAAUUAUUGUAAUCAAGACACCAUUUCAUAUUUGUUAUUACUACCUCCUGGAUGUAGGUAGGAUGUAGGUUCCACAAUUUGAAAUCUAACUGACUUAUUAUGAACACACAUGUAUUCACUAAAUGUGAAUGAACGAAAUGCUCAUUAGCUUAGAGUAGAUUAUGGCACAAUUUGCGUAACACCAAUGUUGUGUAGUGUACUGAACCAUUUCGAGCUAAUUCCAAUUUGUCUUUUGUCAUACAUUGUGCAAUUCAGCUUGAUAUUUGUUCCUGCCCUAUCUUUACUCUCAUGUUUUAGGGGAAGCAUUUCCAUGAGGACUUAUCUUCUAUGGUGGAUGUUGGGCCUGUAACUGUUCCACAUCUUUAUGAAGUACAAAUUAACCAUUUCUAUUGCUAUUAGUGUAACGUCAAAAGCUAUUUGCUAUUUAUAGUCUUAUUUCCUGAAAGUUGCUUUGUUUAUUCCAUUAGGAUAUGUAAUGCCAUACAGGCCUUUCCUCUCCUGAGAGUCUGUUAAUAUUUAUGCGGUAUUUUGGUGUUAACUGUAUGUAUUCUGGAAUUGAGUUUGCCCUUGUUUUUAUGGUUGUUAUUUUCUUUCAGUAGCACAUCAAAUCAGACACUUAUGUGCAAUUGGGAAAAAACAUCUUUUCCUUUUUUUUUUUGAUUUUUUUCAUGUCAUGACUUGCCCUGUAGUUAAGAGAUUUGAAUUUUGAAUUUACAUUGUAUAUUUGAACAUAACCUGAUUCAAUUUGUACAAAUUAAUUAUUUUAGAAGGUGUAACAUAUUUUGAAAGAAACAAUUUUUGUUUUAUUGUACAUAUCUUUAUUGUACCAUCUGCAUUUUGGCAAGAGAUGUGAAUCAAGAGUUUCUAUUGUAUUUUGAUAUUGAAAACUAAUAUUUUAAGUUGUACUCAGCUUGUGGUAUAUUUUUAAGGUCAGAUGCAAAGGCCUGCUGCUGAACAGAAAUACUUUGGUAUGCCGGUAUGCCACAGUUCUGCCUGUACUCGAUUUUAUUUGCAUGUCCUGUAUUUAGUGUGUUCUGUCAAAUCACUGUAUGUGGUGUUCAUUUUUCUGGGUUCUACCUCAUUCAUUGAAUGAGCCUUACUAUUUUGAAUUUGUGAUAUCAAAAUAACAGCUUUCAGAUGCAGGCCCUUAGUUAGGCAUUUUGCUGUGAUUGUCCGAGUUAUGGUGUGUAUAUUAUAUAGGUGAUGAAACUACAAUUAACAGUAAAUUUUUAAGGUUUGUUGCUGCUCAUAAAAAAAUUAAGGUGUUUCUUUAUCUUCAAAAUUACAAGAUUAUCAUUUCUAUGAAUGUUACACUUGGUAUUUAGGUAAUGUUUAUUUGAAUUAGAUCUCAAGUCUUAACCUGUGAUAAUUCUACAGCAACCAUGUGGUAGUUUGGUAGCUUGUUGUUCCAGAUUUCAGCAUUGUUUAGGAAUGUCUUGAGAUGCAUAUGUUACAAGGUUGUUUAAAAAAGCAGAACACCCUAUUUUAAUCUUGUUUGGCUUCUCAGACAAGAUGUUCACAUAAGGAGUUUGUAUGGUUUGCUUUGUAACCAUACAGUGGUAUUUUCAUAGCUAAACUUAUUCUAACUGUCCCUAUUUAGACUGGUUACUUCAUAAUAUUGAAAGCGUAACUGCAUGUUUUGAACCUUUUUAUCUCCUGAUAUUAUAUUCUGGUUUUGAAUAACUGGUAUGAACAUAAAGUGUGCCACAUGAAUAAAGUUAGCAUGAUUAUUUUAAA
Thrips palmi is the source of this 5051-nucleotide messenger RNA. RefSeq lists its product as uncharacterized. The record is from RefSeq and is a predicted model, not a curated record. Gene Ontology annotation, molecular function: mRNA 5'-diphosphatase activity. Gene Ontology annotation, biological process: nuclear-transcribed mRNA catabolic process; NAD-cap decapping. The transcript has 5 exons. Gene Ontology annotation, cellular component: nucleus; cytosol. Bases 477 to 2915 code for a protein of 812 amino acids. NCBI's taxonomy places the organism in Eukaryota, Metazoa, Arthropoda, Insecta, Thysanoptera, Thripidae.